Seminavis robusta is the source of this 1119-nucleotide messenger RNA. The record is from the annotation of a GenBank genome assembly. NCBI's taxonomy places the organism in Eukaryota, Bacillariophyta, Bacillariophyceae, Naviculales, Naviculaceae.
AUGGGAAUACGGUGCUAUCUAAUUCGAGCCAGCGAAGAGGAGCUACAGGAGAAGGUCCUCCACCCAAAGGCGACGAAGGACGCUGUCUUUGGGUGGCCACAAUCGGACCACCUGGAACUGCUUGAUUCGACAGAGGCAGCUGCAGCAGCACGGAAGCAAAAUGAGGACAAGGAUAGCAAACCACCUGCCAAAAAGGCCAAGACAGAAACGCAAGAAACUCAAGACGAAGCAAAGAAAACGCUUCGCGAAGCUCGUCAUUUAUGCUUGGACAAGUCCUGGACUGCGAUUCACUGGCUGUUGACCCACCAGGACGGCACUACAAACGGUGAUGCUUACUCCAAAGCAGACCCUGUGGAGCCCGUCACGGCUCUGUUGAUUGACAAAAAGAAGUUCUAUGAAGUCAGCUUAUUCAGUACUGGAGAAAGGACCCGUUACGGAAAGAUCACCGAUUUGAAGCCUCGAGCUGGCGUUGCUGUCUCUGGCUCUUUCCAGUCUACUUCUCCUCCAUUGGCCGCUGCCUGUGAUACUCUCAAAUCCAAACUUGCCAAAGGGUACAAAGCUCAUCUCGUUGGGUUGGACACGGCAGUCCAAAAAAGAUACGAUAGAUUUGGAGGAGCGCCCUCCAAGAAACCCGCAGAAGGAGAACAAUCUACUUCUCUCGUCGAUAUUUACACUGUCAAGGACAAGGGCGUCAAAGAAUGCCUCCAAGAUCAGUUUGGGAUGAAUCAGGAAGACAUGGGUCUGAAUGCCAAAAACAGAGUUGAGACCUUAUUUCGGUCCUUUGUCAUGGACCAAUUACAACCCAAGCAUCCGGAUGGAACCCCUUAUCAUCUCAGCUACCUUGUCUACGGUGGAGAGCCAACUUGCUUCUUGGCGUAUGGCGAGGGACGUUGCCUCAAUGCAAAACAAUUAAAGCAUUGGAAUGAAGAAAUUGUAAAUGCCGUCGACAAAGGUCUGAAGAACGUCUUUGACCCCGAAAAAAUGAAAAGCAGCGACGAAUUCCCAGCCGAAUGGAAGGCCGAUGAUUGGGACUACAUCGAGACGCACAUCUUGGCUCUCAGAUACUUUUUGCAAUGCGCCGUCGAAGAUGAGCAAGGUGUACUGAUCUACUUGGCGUAG